Molecule: messenger RNA, 1749 nt
Organism: Dimorphilus gyrociliatus
Lineage: Eukaryota; Metazoa; Annelida; Polychaeta; Dinophilidae
Source: the annotation of a GenBank genome assembly
AUUAUUACCCUUCGACUGGUGUGAGCAUGCAGAGAAACGGCUGUGGAGAAGAGAAACUCUACUGUUGUUACUUUUCCUAGUAUAAUCAACAAUUUAAACGAUGGAAUCAGAUCAGAGAACGAUUAUGUCUAUUAACGUAGAAGAAUUCUUAGGAAUAGAUAAAACAUCGAUACCGCCGUGCUCAAUCUGUGGUGGUCCUUCGUCGGGAUAUCAUUACGGUGUGUUUACCUGCGAAGCUUGUAAGGUGUUCUUUAGGAGGAGUGCCAAAAAGCACCAUCUCUACAAAUGUAGUGGAAGAGAAAAUUGCAGUCCGGAUAAAAAUGCCAUAUUCGCUUGUCGCUUUUGCAGAUUUGCAAAGUGUUUAGACGUUGGUAUGUCGUUAAACUAUAUAAAACAUGGGCGUUACUCUCAAGAAAAGAAACUGUUAAAUAGUAAAAGAAUGGCGGAAAUAGACUUAAGGAAAAAGAGUAUGAUGAUGUAUUCAAUUUCUCCAUUAGCCAAUUUUACGGAAGCUGACGAAAUGUUAAUUGGAUGUUGCAACAUACUUUCGGAUAUUCAUAAUAUAAAUUGGGAAGAAGAUUUCCCGCAUUUAGAUUGCCUAAUUGAAUCUGCAAAACAAGGCGUUGAUAGUAUAUCGUAUCCAAUUGAGCAGUAUCACGACGUAUUCCGUCUAUCAGGAUUAGAAGUGGACGAUAGAAGAAAAUUCUCUGGAAAAAUUCAACAGAUAAUUGAAUAUAGUAUAAAAAGAUGGUCAACAAAUUUGAAAAGAAUACCUGGUUUUAACGAUUUAACUGAAGACGAAAUAUUCAAUCAUUUACGUUCAUAUAGCGAUAUUAUCUAUGUCACUGUUCUAGCAUUAAAGAUCCAUAAUUGGAACGAAGGAGAAUAUCUUACUUUAAAAAUUAGCGAUCACAAUAUUCUAAUACCUCAAAGAAAGAUGGAAUAUUUUCUCGAUGAAAGAGAUUUCAAUAUGAGAAAGAGAAUUUCCAAUCAACUCUCCAAAUUGAAUCCAACUUUUGAAGAAUUAACUCUUAUUGUUAUGCUUAACCUAUUAAAACCCAACGAAAACUAUCCGCAACUUCAAUAUCAAUAUAAUAAAAUGAUUCUAGGCUUUACCAGAUAUUUACAGAGUAUCCAUGGAAACAAUUCUACAGCUAGGAUGAAUGACAUUAUAAAUUUUCAAUCCUUUAUCACCAUGGAAACGUUCCAAGCUAACAAAUGGAGACCUAGCGUUAAAGAUUAUUAUCAAACAAUAUUCUUUAGUGAAAUUUUAAAAGAUUUUUGGUUUCAUCCUUCCGUCCUACAACAGGAAGUGACAUUUGAUACUAGUAGUAGUCUAACCGAAUUUGUGAAUGACAAUGUCCAACUUGAAUAUUUUAAUGAAAGUGUAUCAUUUGAUUAACAAUGUUUGUGAUAUAACUAAUAUAUCAGUAUCUUUAUAAUUUCCAGUUUUGCAGUAUUUACACUUAAACAGCAAUCAUUGAAAAAAUUAUUCCUGUAUUUAAUAUUGCAAAAAGUUGUUUUAUAAAACACUUUAAACAGCACUCUAAAUGUAUAUAAUGUGUAAAUACUAAAAUAUCGUUAUGAUUGUGACGACGAUGAUAAUGGUAAUGAUUCAUACAUCUUGAAUAUCAAUACUCGAUUUCAACAACUUACCGGAAGUUAAAAUGUAUUUGAUUUGAUUAUUAAAAAUUUCUAUUUCACUAAUGGAAAUAGAUUCAUCAGCAGUUAAAACAAUUUCAUUUAUUG